CCAUUGGGGUGCGCUGGGAACGCCUGGCCGGCGAGGCUUGGCCCGGGAAGUUCUGUAUAAAUUGCUGGGGCUGUGGGCACCGUGAUGCUGCAUAUCUGGCGCUGCGUGGGUGUUGGGGGAGGUCUUGCUACCUUGGUCCGUGAGGCUGACCGUGGAGAGGGACACCCUUUCCGUCUUCGCGACCUUCUCUUGGCACCUGCAGCUGCCUUGGUCCUCCAAGAGAGCCAGGUGAUACUUAACUGCCAUCUGUGUUGUGAACACUGUUUUCAUAAUGGAGUUUCCUGAUUUGGGGAAGCAUUGUUCAGAAAAAACUUGCAAGCAACUAGAUUUUCUUCCACUAAAAUGUGAUGCAUGUGAACAAGAUUUCUGUAAAGAUCACUUUACUUAUGCUGGCCAUAAGUGUCCCUUUGCAUUCAAAAAGGAUGUCCAGGUCCCCGUAUGUCCACUUUGUAAUGUCCCCAUCCCCAUAAAAAAGGGAGAGAUACCAGAUGUGGUGGUUGGUGAGCACAUGGACAGAGAUUGCACAAAUCAUCCUGGGAAGAAGAAGGAGAAGGUCUUCACAUACCGGUGCUCCAAAGACGGAUGCAGGAAGAAGGAGAUGCUGCAGCUGGCUUGUGUGCAGUGUCGUGACAACUUCUGCAUUCAGCACAGACACCCUCUGGACCACAGCUGCAGGGCUGGGACCUAUGCUGCCAGUAGCGCCGGGUGUCAGGCCGCAAGAGCCUCUGAGUCUAAGCCAUCAGGAGCUCUAAAUGCCCUGUCUUCCAGUUGGCUGGCCCAGCGACUCGGAUGGAAAGUGAAGCGAUGAGGGAACUCUGUUCACCUGACAUAUCAGCUUGUUUCUGCACCGUUCCAGCCUCGCAGGUGACUGAUGCUCUAGUGCUUUCUUUUCCUUGGGGACAGUAAAACUUUUCAAUGAUACAUACAAAUUUGAGGAGGAUAUUCAGUAAUACUCUAAGAUGCGUUAUGUUACCAUAAUGAUGAAAUAAGUGGCUUCAAGAGCAGAGGAUCCAAGUGAGCCAGAUCAGCAAUAACUCUGCCCUGGACUUGGCUGGUCUAGAACCCAGUCUUCUGUAAGACUCUGUCCCUUAAACCCAGACAGCUGUCCAUAGCUCUGGACCUUCCUCAUACAGCAUCUGUGUUGAGUUAGCCAUCUGAGCCCAAGGAAAGGAGGAACCUCUCUUGCCUUACUCAACUCCAUGUCUAGGGUGGCCCUCAGUCCGCUCAAGGUCCCUGAGAGAAUGUGAGUCAGUUGUGUCCUUUUCUGAUUCCACGGUGCUGGCACGCUCCUGGAGGUGUGUUUUAGAACUGCUGCAUGAUGUUUCUGCCAUAAAGCUUCUAGAACUGGCUCUGAGACAGCUCAGUUAUGUCUGGCUUUGGUUUCAACUCCAAGAAGAAAGUUGCAAGAUAGCAGCAGUUCAAGAUAAAGCCCUUGGGCCGGGGACAUAGCUCAGUAGCAUAAGCACUUGCCUGGCAAACUUGAGGUCAUGAGUUCAAUUCCUGGUACAAAAACAAAAAAACAAAAAAACAAGAUGAAGGCUUAUCUGGUGUUGAAAUGAUGGAAACUUCCAGAAGUAACUUAAAACCACAAAGCAGGCAGAAGGCAUGGGGCUGGUUUGAUGUUUUGGAAGAGCAGAAAACCCAAGAAACAGAGAGGGGCAAGGGGCAGACUGACGUAUGUAGCCCACAGUCUCAUGGUUUGGAUGGUGAUUGUGUUCCUGUCACCGAUCAUGGCUUGAUCAGCAAGGACCACAUUCUAGGGACCUUGAUGACGCAGACACAAGCAUUAUGUUCAGUGUGAAUGAAGUCCUUUGUUUCUCAGGCCCUUGGCAGUCAGAGCUGAGGUGAAGUAGUGCAUACCAGCUGGUCCUGAUCUUAACCCCACAGUCCAGCCACACUGUCCAGACUUCCCACUGAGACAGUUCAGUGUAUCUGGACUAAAAGUCCUAGCAAACUACCUUUUCUUCUAGUUUCAUAGUCUCUAGUUAUAAUGGGGGUGAGAGGCUCAGUUACAUUCCAUGCAAAGGUGGUUGAGACUUUCCAUGCUGUCUUGUUUAGUGGUACUUGAUCUAGGUUGGUGGUUUUCAGGCAUUAGCGUGCAUCAGACCAACACUGGGCUCUUCCUAGAGUGCUGGGCCCACCCCUGCAUUUCUGAUGUAGGUCUGUGUAGAUUCAAAUUUGCCUUUGGAACUACUCCCAGGUUGUGGUGCAGGUCUGGGGGCACACUUGGGCAGGCCACUGUUCUGUACAUCUGUCUAGCACAGCUGCCAUUAGCCAGUUAGUCAGUGCAUACUUGAAAUACGGUCAGAACAAUUAAAUCUUUAAUUAUACUUGUUUAAAAACUGCUUGGUUCAGCUGUUAGAAUACUUCUAAGUAUGUUAGGAACCUGUAUAUAUGAAUCUAUUUGUAACAGUUCAUUUUUGGUUUUGGUGCUGGGGCUGGAACCCAGCCUUGCAUAUACUAAGCACGUGCUCUACAACUGAGCUACAUCUCCAGCUCUAUAACUAAAUUUUGUGGAAUCUAAAUAUAGGUCAGGCAUUUCUGAUGAAAAUGUAAUGUCCAAAUUGAGAUGUAUCCAAGUUAAAAAUAAAAAACACACCAGAAUUUGUAGAUAAUACUAAAAAAGCAAAUAAGAUUGUUAAAAUAUUGUUUAUAUGUUGAAAUGAUACUAUUUUAGAUGCAAUGAAUUAAUAAAAUACAGAAAUUAA
Messenger RNA from Chinchilla lanigera (long-tailed chinchilla), 2708 nucleotides. It is a transcript of the gene Zfand2a, whose product is annotated as zinc finger, AN1-type domain 2A. Lineage: Eukaryota; Metazoa; Chordata; Mammalia; Rodentia; Chinchillidae. The record is from RefSeq and is a predicted model, not a curated record. Gene Ontology annotation, molecular function: zinc ion binding. Gene Ontology annotation, cellular component: cytoplasm; endoplasmic reticulum. The coding region runs from base 272 to 808 and encodes 178 amino acids. Gene Ontology annotation, biological process: protein targeting to ER; proteasome-mediated ubiquitin-dependent protein catabolic process. The transcript has 7 exons.